Molecule: messenger RNA, 3032 nt
Organism: Entelurus aequoreus (snake pipefish)
Lineage: Eukaryota; Metazoa; Chordata; Actinopteri; Syngnathiformes; Syngnathidae
Product: complement component C1q receptor-like
Exons: 1
Coding region: 113-1789 (558 amino acids)
Molecular function (GO): calcium ion binding
Source: RefSeq, a predicted model, not a curated record
AUGAACGGUACUUUCAGAGCCACGCCAGCACAAAGGAACUCCAAAUAUUGCUCCCAGUCCGCAUGAAAACUCUCAGGACCCAUCAGUUGGAACUGCCGUCGUGAGUGCGACAAUGCGGCCCACUUUCCUAGCACUGCUGCUCAUCACCCGCUUUGGAGGAUUUCUUGGCAUUGGAUAUGAAACAAUGUGCACUUCCAACGCCUGCUUCACGCUACACACGCAGAAGGUGAGCUUUGACAAGGCCGAUCGAAGCUGUUUCGAUAAUGGAGGCUACCUGAUGACAGUCAAAGACAAAGAAGAGGACCAUCAUCUCCACUCGCUCCUCUCGUUGGUCCAGCAGGACAAGCAUUUCAAGUUCUGGAUCGGGUUGAAGCUGCAUAAAGGGGAUUGCGUGUUAGCCGACAAGCCACUCAGAGGCUUCAAGUGGAUCUCUGGGGGGGGAGACCCGCACUUCUCCAACUGGGAGAAAGAGCCCGUGGACACGUGCACUGAGCGAUGCGUGCGGAUUACCUACAACCCCACAGGUGAGAACACUUUGAAAUGGACUGCCGGACCUUGCAAAACUCCCGCCUUUUAUGUGUGUAAGUUUUACUUCAAAGGAAUGUGCGAUGCGCUGCUUCUGUCGGGCUCCGGACGUAUAUCAUACACGGCUCCUUUCUCCGAGGAACCCCUGCAAGCUGAGAUCACAUCCCUGCCACUCGGAACAUACGCCAAGGUCACGUGCGGUGCUCAGGAGUCCCACUUUUCUGUGUGCAUGCGGAGCAACGAUGAGUAUCAGUGGACUGUGCAAGGUCCGUUUUGUGAGACCGAGAAGGGGAAAUGUGCGGUCAACAACGGCGGGUGUGAACAUCUGUGCCUGCAGGACUCGGAUCAGGUCCGAUGCCUCUGUAACCAAGGUUUCACCAUUGAGGAGGACGGACGCUCUUGUAAGCCACAAGGCGUGUGCGCCGCGGACGCUUGUGAGUACGAGUGCUCGGCGGGGGAGUCUGGACCGGUCUGCAAGUGUCCCGACGGGUUCAAACUGGAGGCAAACCUACGUAACUGCUCUGACACUGACGAGUGCCAACAACCGCACGCAUGCCCUGAUCAUUGGUGUGUCAACACACAUGGCAGCUACGUGUGCGCAUGUAAGGAUGGCUUCCAAAUGCUUCAUGGCAAAUGUCUGGAUUUAGACGAGUGUGCACACUCCGAAUGUGAACACGGCUGCUUGAACACACUCGGAUCCUUCUUCUGCUACUGCCAAGAUGGCUUCACAUUGUCAGCGGACGGCUACUCGUGCACGGACGUCGACGAAUGCACCGCCGAGCGCUGUCACUUCGAAUGCGUCAACACCGAAGGGAGUUUCAGGUGCGUAUGCCCCGGGGGGUUGCGUGCGGACACCACCGGAACAGACUGUGUUCCGGACGUGACCGAUGCACCGUUGCAUGAGUUAAAGGGGCAGGCGACACAUGCCACCGUCACCGAGACUGUGUCUACGAUGGCAGUGGAGAUCCAGAGAUCCACUCCCGCGGAUGUUGCUCUCCCGCACGUGCCGACUGUCACGCCGAGCAACGCGUCCCUGGCCGCCAGCGCCAAGGCGGCCAGCUCCAGAGUGCUGAUCUGUGUGCUGGGCUCAGUCCUUCCUUUGCUGCUUUUGGUCCUGGCAACAAUGACCGUCGCCAUCGUCCGCUGCAGUCGGGCUAGAAAGGAAGCAAAGAAAACGGCGACGGACGGUUAUUGUUGGGUGUCCUCCGGUUUAGACCCACGCCUCGAGAAACUCUAUGAAUCCAUUUUAACUGAUGACCUAUGACCUCAUGGAGGGAACUGCCUUCGUUGUCUGUAUAAUUUAUCUUCAUGCAUUCUUAUGUUCUCUUUCUUUCUGAUUCCUUGCACACUCCCAUGCACUCACAGACAACUCUAGGGUUGACCUGUUGUUGAUUGCCAGCACAAGAAUAUGACAAUAAUAGUCCAUCCAUCCAUCCAUCUUAUUCCGCUUAUCCGAGGUCGGGUCGCGGGGGCAGCUCUUCCCGGGGGAUCCCGAGGCGUUCCCAGGCCAGCCGGGAGACAUAGUCUACCCAACGUGUCCUGGGUCUUCCCCGUGGCCUCCUACCGGUCGGACGUGCCUUAAACACCUCCCUAGGGAGGCGUUCGGGUGGCAUCCUGAGCAGAUGCCCGAACCACCUCAUCUGGCUCCUCUCCAUGUGGAGGCUUUACUUUGAGCUCCUCCCGGAUGACAGAGCUUCUCACCCUAUCUCUAAGGGAGAGACCCGCCACCCGGUGGAGGAAACUCAUUUGGGCCGCUUGUACCCGUGAUCUUGUCCUUUCGGUCAUAACCCAAAGCUCAUGACCAUAGGUGAGCAUGGGAACGUAGAUCGACCGGUAAAUUGAGAGCUUUGCCUUCCGGCUCAGCUCCUUCUUCACCACAACGGAUCGAUAUGACGUCCGCAUUACUGAAGACGCCGCACCGAUCCGCCUGUCGAUCUCACCAUCCACUCUUCCCUCACUCGUGAACAAGACUCCCAGGUACUUGAACUCCUCCACUUGGGGCAAGAUCUCCUCCCCAACCCGGAGAUGGCACUCCACCCUUUUCCGGGCGAGAACCGGAAUAAUAGUGUUGACAAUAAUAGUGUUCUAUAAAUUAAUUGAUCAAUAUAGUUUUAUAUUGAUAUAUAGGACAAGGAAAAAGGAGGAUUAGCUCCAAAUUCUUCAGGAGGUUGGGUCUUGGGUGCAGUUGGGUGUUCCAACAGGACAAUGACCCCAAACACACCUCAAAAGUGGUAAAGGAAUGGCUAAAUCAGGCUUGAAUGAAGGUUUUAGAAUGGCCUGACUUAAAGGUGUGGACAAUGCUGAAGAAACAAGUCCAUGUCAGAAAAGCAACACAUUUAGCUGAACUGCAGCAAUUUAGUGGUCAAGUGGUCAAGCAGAAGCUUGUGGAUGGCUACCAAAAGCGCCUUAUUGCAGGUCAACUUGCCAAGGAAGCAAAUAUUAACAUUGCUGUAUGUAUACUUUUGACCCAGCUCACAUUUUCAGUAGACACAUAAUAAAUUCAUAAA